Molecule: messenger RNA, 1873 nt
Organism: Labeo rohita (rohu)
Lineage: Eukaryota; Metazoa; Chordata; Actinopteri; Cypriniformes; Cyprinidae
Gene: traf3ip2b
Product: TRAF3 interacting protein 2b
Exons: 9
Coding region: 222-1391 (389 amino acids)
Biological process (GO): positive regulation of canonical NF-kappaB signal transduction; humoral immune response
Source: RefSeq, a predicted model, not a curated record
UCAUGUUCCUCCUGCGCCACGCGAACCGAAACGCACUUUGACAACAUGUCGUUUGAAACCGAACGGCCACGUAUUACACUAUUACUGAAAUACGCGUUAUAUUACAUCUAAAACUAAAUUCUAAAUCGCUGUCGAAAGUAAGGAAACAAGAAUCGAGAUGACAAAUGAAAGACAAUCGUGUGACUUCCUGAAGUGACUCCGCGCUCAGAUACCCGACCCACAUGGCCCACAGAAGCGGUCAGUACACCUCUCUAAACUAUCCCGAGGAGAAUGACGAAACCAGGAGUGAAGAGUUUGAGUCAGAUCUUCACCCAGAUGUUAGUCACACCCAUUCCACAACCAUCCCACAACCCAGGCAGAUCAUUCACCAGCAUAAUGCGGUGAGCUACACUCAGCCCUUUCUAUCUGCAUCAUUCGCCCAUCAGACGCCCUUCCCCAGCUGGGACGGACCCAUCAGGGCGGAUUCUCCUCAUAGUCUGCCCUCCUGCCUUCCAUCUGCCAUCUACCAAACACUCUCAGAAGGUGGCUCGUUUUUUCCCAGCAGGCCUCACUCUCUUCCGGGCAGCUGUAGUCCGAGUCUGGAGAGUCUGGAUUAUCCUAGAUCUCUGCGUUCGUUUCCUCCAUCGGCGAACCUGUAUCACCAUCCCUCGCCCUCGUACCCCAACGCUUACCUGCGGCCGCCGUACUGCGGUCAGUACGGUCCACCGCCGCAUCACAUGAUUCCGGUCCAUCACUGUAGCUCCAGACCGAGACAUCAGCCUCCCUACAGACCCUCAGGCCUGAUCCAGUACAGACAAAUGGACACGCGCUUCUCUGAAAAUGGAAAUGCAUCUGUGAACUCCAGACAGGCCAGUCAGGGUAUCACACACCUGCCACAGGAACAGAGGAAAGUGUUUGUCACAUAUGAGGCCGACAGUGAAGAGCAUCUGAAGGAGAUUAUUAAGUUUGUGUCUUUGCUGAGGAACAACGGCUUUGACACGCAUAUUGAUGUUUUCGAGCAGCAGCUGAACAGCAUCAGUAAGAUCGACUGCAUGGAGCGAUAUCUCAAUGAGAAAGAUUACCUAAUCAUCAUCAUCAUCAGCCUGAGGUAUUACGAGACCAUAUCAGGCAUUAAUACCAGUGUGGAGGGUGACGAGAGAACAUCAGACACUGUGUACAUCCACAAACAGCUGCAGAGUGAAUUCAUUCAGAACGGCUGCAGGAACUACAGGUUCAUUCCUAUUCUGUUCCCGGGGGCUAAAAAGUGUUACGUUCCAACCUGGCUGCAAAACACGCACAUCUACAGCUGGCCGAAAGACCGGGACGAUAUUCUGCGCAGGUUAAUGCGCGUGGAGAAAUACAACCCUCCUCCCAUCGGCCCGCUGCCGACCAUAGUGUCCAUUCCCCUUUAGAGCAGCUUUUCUUUAUACUUUUUGGACCAAAUUUCUGUUUGAAGAAGCUUUUUACACUUUUUAACUAGUUUGUGAAUGGAAAAAGUAGAUCUGAUAUGUUUGAGUUUGUUUCUGUUAAACUGUGACCUGUCAAAGUUACUGUAAAAAGAAACACAGUAGCAUAGUAUUCACUAUUAUUGUUAUAAUAAUAAUUAUUAUUAGGCGUUUUGGUACUUCAUCAGUUCUUUGCAUUGAAAACAUAAAUAUAUGCACAUUUAUUUAUAGUGUUACAGUUCUCAGGUUUUUCAUUUUUGAUUGUUUUUCCUGUUAAGAUGUUUUUUUUAAUUUUAUCUUUCCAACCAUGGAUCAUUUUCAUUGUACUUUCUGAAAAUGUUUUAUGAAUUAAAGAAUUAAAUGUAUUAAAAUAAUGCAACGUCAUUAUCAAGUAACUAUUUAUUAAUUAUCGAAUUCACUGUCUUUUUAUCUUUUGAGCCGUUUAGCAU